Molecule: messenger RNA, 2450 nt
Organism: Lutzomyia longipalpis
Lineage: Eukaryota; Metazoa; Arthropoda; Insecta; Diptera; Psychodidae
Exons: 2
Coding region: 1451-2191 (246 amino acids)
Molecular function (GO): zinc ion binding; nucleic acid binding
Source: RefSeq, a predicted model, not a curated record
AAUAUUAAAAUGUAGGAUUAAAGUUUGUACCCGCCAAUGGCAUAACCCCAUAUUGCCGGCAUUCCCCUAUUUUCCGAGACAGAAUACACUCUAUGUGGGUCUCCUCUCUAGGGCCGGGCCCUCUAGUGGUGGAAUACAUAGCGGGUCGCUAAGUGAUUAGAGUCAGUUCGUUGUGGGACGUGGAAGGGUGAACACGCGUUUGUGAAAUGCUCGUCGACUCAGGGGCGUUUCCACCACUAGAUGACCGGAAAGCGGGAACUGACUCCAGCCCAAAUCACUUCUGAGAAUAAUUCCCUUACAUUCUCAGAAGUGGGAUUACCCGCAAAAGUGCCCACGAAGUGAAAAUGCGAAAAAAAGUUCAAAAAAAAUGGCGUGCGCGAGUGACGCAGUGAAAAUUCGCAGGAUUUCCGGAGAAAAUGCGGCCAAAGACGCACCUGGAGGCUGGGAGACGACCUGAAGACAUCGAGGGCAUCAAGGAGCAAUCAUUUUGGGGCAGUUUGGCAGUGAAUUUGGUGAGAAAAUUCCAAUUUUCAAGGAUAUUGCGCAUUAAAAUAUUGCGUCAGCCAGUCAGCCAUCUUUGUGGUACUGGUGAAAAUCCUACCUUAAAAUUAUGGAAAAAUAUGACAAAAUGUAUUGAAUUUAGCUGUAUGGGCCCAUACUAGGAUAAAAUUUAUGUGUUUAAAUUAGAAACCAUGGUUAGGUAGGAUGUUUUUUGUUGAAAAAUAUGAAAAAAAAUGAGACAAAGGAAUCCAUGUUUGGAUUCAACGGAAAAUUUGAAUUCGAAACUUGUCAACGGAUAUGAUUUUUAUCCUUGAUUCUAGAAUCUUCUAGAAUCUCACCUUAAAUGUUACCCCUGCGCGUCACUUCAUGGAAAAUUUUGAUGCGUGCGCGUCUAUUUUGUUUUUGCGUGGAAAAUUUUGAAAAAAAAGUCAGAAAACAAGAAAAUCAGUGUGAAAAUCAUUGGAAUUAUCUUGCAGUGGCGGUCAAUCUUUGAGAAAAGUGAUUUUCUUCGUGAAAAGAAUGCCAAACACCAGGGGCAGAAGGAGUGAGCAGGUGCGAAAUGCGAUGCACCAAGAUGAUUCCUUUAGAGGAGAAGGAAAUGCCCAAAUGCCUGCAGUGGGGCCACGGGAAAUCUUUGCAGUCCUUUCAAGAUAUGACCCUGACGAUACAAAAUGCAUUGCUUCUGAUCUGUGGAUUAGCGAAGUGGAGACAGCCAGGGAGCUAUACGAGUGGAGUGACAGAGCCACCAUUUUGUACGCUUCCAUGAGGCUCUGUGGCACCGCCAAGACAUGGUAUCACGCCGCGAAAUCCCGCCUAACGACGUGGGCAAUAUUUUUCGCGGGAGUUUAAAAUCAAUUUCCCUACACGUGUGGACAUCCCGAAGGUGCACGAGCAGCUGAAGAAGAGGAAGAAAUCCCCAAAGGAAACCAUUGUGGCUUACUACCACGAGAUGGUGGCAUUGGGGGCGAAGAUUAAUCUUGAUGAUGCGUCACUGCGACAAUACAUUAUUGGCGGAAUUCCCUCGGCGAGUCGUCGCACAGCAUUGAGGAACCGGCAAUACAACUCACUUCCGGAACUCCUUGUGGCACUUCAGGAUACAGAAGGUGAGAAUGAUGAGGAAAAGUCAAAUCAGCAAAGUUCUUCACGCGAUCGCUCUCGCUCAAGGAGGUGUGAACCAUAUUCGCGUGACAAUCGCAGAGAUUCACAGGAAGGAAGCAGCAAAGACCACACGGAGGAGAAGGAGAAUGAUCCAAAGUCGGGAAAAUCCAAGGACAAGAGGGAGCGUGUGUGCUUCAGAUGCCGUGAACCAGGACAUCUUAUUGCCAAUUGCCCGAAACCUGCGGAUUUUCGGGUAAGGGUGGUCGAGAGGAGCGCCACCCUACCAAAUAAACAAAGCUUCUUCAACAGUGUGCGCGUGGGAGACGAGGAAGUACAGGUGCUUGUUGUCUUCGGGAGAAACUGUACCCCCAUUCCGGAGAAGACUGAAAAGAAUUAUGGGACAAUGACUCAGUGUGUGAUGCAAAAGGAAAUUAGUUGGGAGAAACUUCCGGGAGAAAAGAUAACAGCAGGAGAGAAGAUCACGGAUGCGGUAAAGACAAUCUGGAUGUGUCUCAUACAAGAUGAUCGAGCGUGUUUUGCGAUGGACACUGCUGGAUGGGAUAACACCAACAUUGGAGAGAUGAUUGGUUAGUACAAGGACGAAAAACUUGGUGGUUCCGAAAGUUUUGAGACUCCAUGUGUUGCGGAAUGGAAAUUAUUGAAUUGGAUAUCCUGGACCAAAAACAACUCUGGAAUAUUAGCAUCUGCACGUGGAUUUUUGUGAACCUUGUCUCAAGGCAAUUAGGACGCGAAUAGAAUUAGAUGGGUCAUAGAGAGACCUUUGGAGGCUGAAUAGCCUAUUAGGGGUUAAAUAUUAUGAUUUCAAGGAAAUAAAAUGAAUUUAAGAGAAA